Messenger RNA from Ostreobium quekettii, 354 nucleotides. NCBI's taxonomy places the organism in Eukaryota, Viridiplantae, Chlorophyta, Ulvophyceae, Bryopsidales, Ostreobiaceae. The record is from the annotation of a GenBank genome assembly.
AUGUCUUUGCCUCUUCCGCCAGUGCCAACUUUCUCUGUCCUUUGCCCAUGUGCUGCAGGAAUGGGUGACCGUGCGAAUGUGGGCAUGGUCUUGAGUGGUGUGGACCAUGGGAUGUUGUUGUCAAAACUGGAAGACACAGAGUUGGAGAUAUCUGAGGGUGUGGCAGCAGUCCUGAGGGAGUAUCAGGCGCAACACUCCUGGGUGUUCUACAUGACUGAGAGGGAUCCUUUUGCACCGAUGUUCCAGAUGCAGGACGUGUUCCCCAACACAGACGCCUGCGACCGAAUGCGGAAGUUGCAGUCUGCAGCUGUGUGGACAAGCAAGAACAGGGUCCAGGGCAAUGUUCGCACAAAG